ACAAUAAAAAUAUGAGGCAUCUGUAUGACAGCAGGCAGUUUAGUGGUAAAGCAGAACUGUAUGGCACGUAUUAUUUAUUAUUAUUAUUAAUUUAAACAGUUAAAAUAGCUUUAAAAUAAUGGAGUUUUAGUGCAGUGGGUUUGCCAUGGUGCGCUCAGACCGCACAGUUAGCCUCGUUAGCUGCGUAUUUGGGUAAUAAUAUGCUAGGUUAGCUGUUAGCUCAGCAGCUGUUGGUCUGUAGGUAUUGUUAUGAGUUAGUGAUGGCUGAAUCUCAGUUAGUUAAAGAUCUGUAUUAAUAAAUAAACAGGUGAAUAUGAAUGCAGGCUCUGGCAGCUCGGGCGGGAUCUCUGUUAAACGCAGCUCCUGGUCCUGUAAGAAGAGAGUGAGAGAUGGAGUGAGGAGUAAUUUUACUCCAGCUAAGAAAAAACUCAGUAAUUUACCUGAGAAACACUGCAGCCCUGCAGAAACCAACCCAGAGGAAAAGUGCUGCAGUGAUGACGAGGACCUGUUUGAUGGUUAUGACAGCAUCAUCGGGGACAGCUCCUUCCUGGCCAAGCUGGAAGAUGUGGAACAGAAAGCAGAAGAAGAUCAGAACGUUUGUUUCGACCCACAUCCUGUUAAAAACUCUGAUAAACAGUGCUGUGGGGAUGAGCUCACCGACUCCAUCUUCACCGAGGACUUUCCUGAUGCGUCACUGAGGGACUUCCCGAGCUCUCAGCUGGAGUUUCAGCAGGACGUUUUAAACCCAGAGCGGCAGGACAGCAGCCUCAGGAUGGGUCUCAGCACGGAGAGCACCUCCACUCCGGACGUAAAACACUGUAAACCGGUUUCAGCUCCUGCUGAGAGCGUUAAUAAUAAGAAACCAGGACCCAGAGCUCGACGCAGCAUGACCGACCAGCUGAAGAGAGCCAUGCUGGAAAACGCAGCCGCGUCCAGCAGGAUCUCCAAGACCGCUCUGCAGAAAGAAGCUGUGAUGAGCGAGGAGAUCAGUGUCGCCAUGCAGACCAUUGAAUCCGCGUGUAAAGACGGGGACCUCGGCCCUUUCUUUGGGCUUCCUUCCAAAGUGAAGGAUUUAAUAAUGAGAUUAAAGGGAAUACAGGACUUGUAUGAUUGGCAGAAGGUAUGUCUGGAUCUGGACUCAGUAAAACAGAGAAAGAACCUUAUCUACUCUUUACCAACCAGCGGUGGAAAGACACUGGUGGCAGAGAUUCUUAUUUUUAAAGAGCUGCUUUGUAGAAGGAAGGAUGCGCUGCUGAUCCUGCCAUACGUAGCACUGGUACAAGAAAAGGUGCGAGGAUUGGCGAGUUUUGGUAUUGAGUUGGACUUCAUGGUGGAGGAGUAUGCUGGGAGUAAAGGCAGAUUCCCUCCAGUGAAAAGAAGAAGCAGUAACUCUCUUUACAUCACCACCAUCGAGAAAGGCCACAGCCUGGUCAACUCCCUGAUUGAGGCAAACCGACUAGACAACAUCGGGCUUGUUGUUGUGGAUGAGCUCCACAUGCUCGGCGACGGCAGCAGAGGAGCAAUUCUCGAAAUGACUCUGGCGAAAGUGUUGUACAUCAACAAGAGCACACAGAUCAUUGGAAUGAGUGCAACUUUGGGCAACAUUGGAGAUCUUCAGAGCUUCCUGAGAGCUGAAAACUACACCAAUGAUUUCAGACCAGUGGAGCUGAAAGAGUACGUAAAGCUGAGGGACAGUAUUUAUGAAGUCAAACCAAAGGAGGAGGAGUGCUUCAGAUUCUCACGUCUCCUGGCUUUUAAGUACUCCAGUGGGAUGCAGAAGAUGGACCCGGAUCACAUUAUUGCUCUGGUAACUGAAGUAAUACCAAAGCAGUCCUGUUUGAUCUUCUGUGCCACAAAGAAGAACUGUGAAAAUGUUGCAGGCAUGAUCUGCAAGUAUUUGCACACAGACUUUCUGAUGCACAGAGAGGGAGAGAAGGCCACGCUGCUGGCUGAGCUGAGGAACAGUGGGAACGGGUCUCUGUGUCCGGUUCUGCAGAGGACCGUUCCUUUCGGCCUGGCCUACCACCACAGCGGCCUGACCAGUGACGAGAGGAAGCUGGUGGAGGAGGCGUAUUCCUCAGGAGUGCUCUGUCUCCUCGCCUGUACCUCUACUCUCGCUGCAGGCAUCAAUCUACCCGCCCGCAGGGUGAUUCUCCGCUCGCCGUACGUCGGCAUCGACUUCUUGAAGAGGAGUCAGUAUAAGCAGAUGGUGGGACGAGCAGGACGUGCUGGUAUUGAUUCAGUGGGUGAGAGUAUCCUCAUUCUACAGGACAGAGAUAAAGACAUGGUAAGGAAACUUGUUUCCGCACCGAUGGAAAAGUGUUACAGUAAUCUGCUGCAUGAUGGAUCUAAAGGUCUUUUGAGCCUCACACUCUCCCUUAUUGGCCUUAAUGUAACCCAGUCUGAGGAGCAGGUGGUGGAUUUUAUGUCCAGGACUUUACUGAGUGUCCAGGAGACUCAGACAUGUCAGCAGAAAAGCCUGAAGGAGCUCACGGUGGAGUCCAUCGAGAUCCUGAAGCAGAAGGGUCUUAUUGAAGCUUCUUCAGGUGCAGCUGGUGGAGCAAGUCUACAAGUCACCAGGAUCGGAAGGGCAACGUAUAAAGGCUCAGUGGACCUCAGCUACUGUGAUGUUCUCUACAGAGAUUUGUCUAAAGGUCUGGAAGGUCUGCUGCUCAACAGUUUCCUUCAUUUGGUUUACCUGGUCACACCUUACGACCUGGUUUCUCAGUGCAAACCAGACUGGAUGAUCUAUUACACACAGUUCUCGAAGUUAUCUCCUGCAGAACAGAAAAUGGCAGCUACUCUAGGGGUUCCUGAGAGCUUCGUGGCUCGGAAAGCAGCUGGUCAGAGCGUGAGGAAGAAUGUGGAUAACCUGGUGGUGAACAGGUUGUACCUGGCGCUGGUUCUGUAUUCUCUGCUGAGGGAGACGGACCUGUGGAGCGUCUCUGACAGGUUUCAGAUGACUAGAGGUUUUGUUCAGACUCUCCUCAGCUCUUCCUCAGCCUUCUGCUCCUGUGUGCUGCACUUCACUGAGGAGCUGGAGGAGUUCUGGGCCUAUAAGGCUCUUCUCUCUGAACUGACCCGCCGGCUGACCUACUGCGUCCAGGCCGAGCUCAUCCCCCUGAUGGAGGUAUCUGGAGUCAUGGAGCUCCGGGCCAAGCAGCUCUACAGCGCCGGGUACAAGACUCUGGCUCAUUUGGCCAACGCUGACCCAAAUGUUCUGGUCAAAAAAGUGGAGAACCUCUUUAAGAAGCAGGCCAAUCAAAUCGUGGCUUCUGCAAAAAUGCUGCUACAGGAGAAAGCAGAGGCUCUGCAGGAAGAGUUCGACGAUCUGCUGAUGUUACCCAUUGAUCUGCCAGCAGAGUAAAUCUUCAUAAUGUAAAUUAAUAUGUAUAUUUAUUUUUAGCUGCUGUGUAUAUAUUUAUUUGUGCCAGUAUUAAUGUAACCAAACAAAAUAAAACCAGUACAUAUUGUAA
Molecule: messenger RNA, 3476 nt
Organism: Astyanax mexicanus (Mexican tetra)
Lineage: Eukaryota; Metazoa; Chordata; Actinopteri; Characiformes; Acestrorhamphidae
Gene: helq
Product: helicase, POLQ like
Exons: 18
Coding region: 314-3367 (1017 amino acids)
Molecular function (GO): nucleic acid binding; ATP binding
Source: RefSeq, a predicted model, not a curated record